AUGGCAGCUCCACCAUCUGCUUACAAGGACCGGCAAUUCCUUGCGGUGAUUGGAGACGAGGACUCUGUGACCGGGCUGCUACUUGCAGGUAUUGGUCAUGUCACCGAUCCACCCGACUCGCAAAAGAACUUCCUCGUCGUUGACAGCAAGACGGAUAAUGCAGCUAUCGAGGAGGCGUUCGAGAGAUUCACCACACAGAGAAAGGAUAUUGGCAUCCUGUUGAUUAACCAACAUAUUGCUGAGCGAAUACGUCACCGAGUCGAUACCUACACUGCCGCCUUCCCAGCUCUCCUCGAGAUCCCCAGCAAGGACCAUCCAUACGACCCUGAGAAGGACAGUGUGUUGAGACGGGUGCGCAGACUCUUUGGAGAAUAG
Drepanopeziza brunnea f. sp. 'multigermtubi' MB_m1 is the source of this 375-nucleotide messenger RNA. RefSeq lists its product as uncharacterized. Gene Ontology annotation, cellular component: fungal-type vacuole membrane; proton-transporting V-type ATPase, V1 domain. NCBI's taxonomy places the organism in Eukaryota, Fungi, Ascomycota, Leotiomycetes, Helotiales, Drepanopezizaceae. The record is from RefSeq and is a predicted model, not a curated record. Gene Ontology annotation, biological process: proton transmembrane transport. Gene Ontology annotation, molecular function: proton-transporting ATPase activity, rotational mechanism.